CGCCGCCGCCGCUGGCCCGGACUCGUCCGGAGCUCAGGGUGUCUGCCCCGCUGCGCGCCGCGCGCGGAGGCUCAGGCGCCUGCAGCUGCGCCCUCCAGCCCCAGCUCCUCGCGCCGGCCCGCGCGGGUCCCGGUGGGCGCGAACCCACCAUGCAGCUGCAGUUCCGGAGCUGGAUGCUGGCUGCGCUCACGCUGCUUGUGGUCUUCCUCAUCUUCGCAGACAUCUCGGAGAUCGAAGAAGAAAUCGGGAAUUCUGGAGGCAGAGGUACAAUCAGAUCAGCUGUGAACAGCUUACAUAGCAAAUCUAAUAGAGCUGAAGUUGUAAUAAAUGGCUCCUCAUCGCCAGCUGUUGUUGACAGAAGUAAUGAAAGCAUUAAGCACAAUAUCCAGCCAGCCUCGGCCAAAUGGAGGCACAACCAGACACUCUCUCUGAGGAUCAGGAAGCAAAUCUUAAAGUUCUUGGAUGCUGAAAAGGACAUUUCUGUCCUCAAGGGGACCUUGAAACCCGGAGACAUUAUUCAUUACAUCUUUGACCGAGACAGCACGAUGAACGUGUCCCAAAACCUCUACGAGCUCCUUCCCAGAACCUCUCCGCUGAAGAACAAGCACUUCGGGACUUGUGCCAUCGUGGGCAACUCUGGGGUCUUGCUGAACAGCGGCUGUGGGGAGGAGAUUGACACACACAGCUUUGUCAUAAGGUGCAACUUGGCCCCUGUGCAGGAGUAUGCCCGGGAUGUGGGGAUCAAGACAGACCUGGUGACCAUGAACCCCUCCGUCAUCCAGCGGGCCUUUGAGGACUUGGUCAACGCCACGUGGCGGGAGAAGCUGCUGCAACGGCUGCACAGUCUCAACGGCAGCAUCCUGUGGAUCCCUGCCUUCAUGGCCAGAGGCGGCAAGGAGCGGGUUGAGUGGGUCAAUGAGCUCAUCCUGAAGCACCACGUCAACGUGCGUACUGCAUACCCCUCUCUGCGCCUCCUGCACGCCGUCCGAGGAUACUGGCUGACUAACAAAGUUCACAUCAAAAGACCCACCACUGGCCUCUUGAUGUACACGCUAGCCACACGCUUCUGCAACCAGAUCUACCUCUACGGCUUCUGGCCCUUUCCAUUAGAUCAGAACCAGAACCCCGUCAAGUACCACUACUACGACAGCCUCAAGUAUGGCUACACCUCCCAGGCCAGCCCCCACACCAUGCCCUUGGAGUUCAAGGCCCUGAAGAGCCUGCAUGAUCAGGGGGCUCUGAAACUGACUGUUGGCCGGUGCGAUGGGGCCACGUAAGAUGGGCACCCCGUGGCACUCAGUGGCUCACAUUUCCUGCCAGCUAUACCACAGGCAGAUGGGAGUCGGGGCAGCACAAACUCUAGAACAAGCAGGCUAGUGGUUUUCUUUGUUCAAGUGUAAAACAGUGACCAGAAUAUAUAUAUCUAUACGUGCAUAUAUAUAUUGACCUGAGUAUUUAUAACUGUGUGGUGUUCAUCUAGCAUUAGGCAGAUAAGCCACAGGAAGAAGGUGUGGAGAACCCACCUGGACCUGACUAAGACUCGGUCCAUCUUUGGGGGCAGAAGGACUCGACAUGAAAAGAAGCCAGUCCCCUGACUUUGGAUGACAUCCUGCCUCCCGGGUUGGAGGGAUCCUUGGGUUCAUGGGAGACUGGAGAGCCCCCUGUUGGCAGCUACCCUGAGCAUCUGAGAAAUGUGGAUUCUGGGUGAGCUAAGACCCAGAGGGGACAACUUGACCCAAGUCUAAAAUGGUGCUGUUCCCAGAGAAGAGGGAGAUUGGAAAGUUCCACCCAGCAAAGGAGCACGGGGUCACCAAGGAGCAGAGGCCACGUUGGACCUGAGGACCUUGUUCCAUGAACUUUGCCCAUGGGACAAACCACAGUUGGUCCCAUCUGUCCCAGACCAGCCUACGCAGCUCUGGAGAGAAGGUUGGAGGAGACACGAUGGACAGGUCAUAUUCUGACUUCAAAAGAACCCCCUAGAACCUGGGACAGAGCAGGCAGAUGACACUAAAGAGCUUCGGUGUUCCAAAACAUGUUUUUGAAAAAUCACAACUUCCUACUAAAAGUUGGCGCUCCAGCCCAGAAUAAGGCAAGAGAGUGUCCAAAAUACAGUGGUUGUUCUUUAAAGCAACUUGAGUUCAUCAAGGAGUAAGGGACCCUGGGCUUUCAUCCUCAGGGUUAGCCUCCUCCCUGUCCUGUUGGAAAGUCACGUGAGGGACUGUACUGUUCCCUUCUGUCACCAGGGAAGCCACCGCCAACACUUGAAAGGGCACCUGAAGGGUAAAUGUCAUCCUGUUAAAAUAUAUAUGAUUGCCUUUCUAAGGGCCUCCAGGGCCCCAGAGUGUGAGGCUGGAAGAAUGUUAAGGGUCCAGCUCCAUUUCUCUGCAGCCACUGUGUUUGCUUUCUGCAUCGUGCACUCUGUGAGGCCUCUGCAGCCAGCCUGCUGUGUCAAUGUCACUUCCUUGUCACUCCUGAUGGUCCCACUAGCCAGCACUGAGCUCCAACACAGGCUUUCAGCUCUGCAGGAAGAGGUUCCAGCAUCUGUGCCCACCUCUCUCUUUCCACGGAGACAGUCAUUUGAGAAUCUGGCAAAAUCCAUCUCCCCUCUAUUAAGAUUUAUAGAGUUAAGACUUUCUUUGAACCCAAAGCCAAAAGUAGUAUCCAAAUACUGGACAUAAUCUCCCCAGGGAAACCCGGGCUCAGUGCCAAUGACUUAGGGGCUGGAAUCCCAGGUCACAUGUAGACAAGCAUUAGCCAGCUUGAUUUGCUGGAUUUAUUUCCCUCACCUGAUAAAUAACAGUGUUUUAAAAUAUAUUUGAAAGAUAAGUUAAAAACCAUUAUCUUGAAGGUGAAGGGAGUUAAGAAAAGUAAUCAAGAUCUGCUCCCAAGCAUACGAGACUGGACAUCAUUAAUCAAAGGCAAUUCAGAGCAGGACAUUUGCUCUAAAUUAAUGCCUGACAGAAAGCCAGUGGAGGCGGUGGAAGGAUGCUCAGAACCUCAUCACCCCACAUGCAGAUACUCCAGCUCCAAACUACGAUCACAAUUCUACGUCUCUUUGUUUCUUCCCUGUUGCUGUUCUUCUUCUUGAAAUCAGAGAUUUGGGAUUUGCAUUAUAAAAUGAAUAUUUAAAAAAGCAACAGCCCUAACAGCCUCUGUAGGAACAGAGGAGUGUGGACUUCUCACAAAAAGUAGAAAUAAUUAGUAUCAUCUUUUACACUUCUCCAGGGCCUUUCAUCUUGAAGAUUUCAAAGGCCCCGGAAGACAUGUAAUUUCUGAAGCUUGCAAUGCCCUGGGAACAGGCAGAAUUGCCAGCAGGGCCUCAAUGGAUUAGCCAAAGCCUUGGAUUCCAGAAAGUUCCAGUGCUGAGUGCAGAGAGGAGCCUGGGGUCAGGUCUGGGGUUGGUGCUGCGCCUCCAUGUUCCUGCCAAUACCCCUAAUGCAGGGCAGUCAAAGGGCCAGGGCUCUUAGGAAAACAUGGUUUUCUUUCUGUCCCUUCUUGGUCUUGGUUCCUUAAGCUGAAACUGAUGGAGCUGAAGGGAAAUGAACUCUUGCCACCUGCCUCUGGGUUCUCUCCAGAGAACAGCGAGAGACCAGGACAAGCCACAUGUCACCAUCCCUGGCCUGCAGGUCCUCUGCUGUCAAAACACCUUGGCUGUGAUGGCAGGAGCUCUGGGGCCUUAGCUUCCCCUCCCUGCUCGCCCUUCUCCAUCCAGGCACGCACAAUCAGGAGGCAGUCUGACCUUGCCUCUGUUUAGAGCUCCAUUUGACCAAGGUUCCACUGAAGCCUCUGGCGCAGCCCAGCUAGCCUGGGGUGACCCCCCAGGAGUACCUGGUACCCAGUGCCCUGGUCCACCACCUUGUAAUGACAGGGGUCACAGGCCUCUGGGAGCAAGUGGUCAGCCAGCCUCCCACUGACCAUCAAUCUGGAGUUGCCCCACCAUCACCCACCAUGGAGCCCCUCAGACCCUCUCCAUUCACCUCCUCUCUCCCCCUUCACUUUCUUCCUACCAUUUCUAAGGAAACACCAUCCCUCCACUCACCAGUCCUCAGCUAGUCUGCCGCCUCUGUUCUCUCUUUCUACCAACAGACGCUCAUUCCACCGCCCUGGCUCCUGCAGCCUCAUCCCUUCCCCACCAGACCUGGGAAGGGCUCUCUGGUGCUGCUACUGCCUUCCUCCUGACCUCCUACUCCGUCUCCACGCUCCUUGGACCAGCGACUCAAUUGCCACAUCGAAAGCCUCAUUCCCAUCACCAAGCUCUCUGCACCACCUGGCUCUCUGCUGACUCUUCCUGGACACUCGCGAUCCCCUUUGCGCCCAGUAGGCCAUGUUCUCAUGGCUUUUCUCCUCUUUCCCCAAUGCCCCGUCAUUGUUUACUUAUGUAUUUAUUUAUUUAUGUAUUUAUGAUUUAUUUAUUGACACUCUUACCUUAAUCUAAAAAGUAACCACCGUAGAUCUGACUAUUAUUUCCCUCUCUCUUCCUUGCCCUACACAUAAACCUUUCCCACCUUGGCAUCCUCUCUCCCACCCCCUUGCAUCACCUCCCUACACACUCCAUCUGCAACCUCCCACCUUCCUGGGAGCCACCCUCCUCUUCCUGCAGCCCAGCCCCUGUCCCAAGUUCCAGGCUCGGAUCGCAUACUGCACAUUGGUGGUUUACCCCAUCUGCUCCCACAGCGCCAUAAAUGCAACACUUCUGAAGCCAAGUUUAUCAUCUCUCUGCUCUCCUUCCUCCACAACCCCUCCUUUCCCUGUUAGAAGACCCCUGAUCCUCUCAACCAUCCAAUGCUGAGACCCUUAAGUCAUCCUUGCUCUUCCUUCCCCGCUGCCCUACCCUUGCCUUCUGGUCACUCGCAAAAUUUCAGCAGCAGUGUCCUCUGCCAGGUUUCCUCUGGGCAUGCUUGCAGGUUCUCCAGUCCACCCUGAACAUUUAUAGAGAUUUCUUCAUCUCCACCCAGUCACAAACUUUUAAAAUACCGUGCAAGUCUCAUAUUACAGACCGUCAAAUAAAGCCCUACCCUUUCUUUACACCCUGCAUCAGUCCAUCUAGAAUAGCUGUCAUUCCUAGAAGGGGGUGCCCGGUUUUCCUGUCUCUGUGCCUUUGGUCCUGCUGCUCUCAUCCCCUGGGACACUCUCUUCUGUUUCCUUCAAGGCCCACACAGAAACCACAUCUUUCAUGAAGCGCCCCUGAUCUACAAACCGAUGGGGAUCUCUCCCUCCGCUGAACCACCGUAGCACUUUAUUUGUACCUUUCUCAUGGCACUUACCAUAUUCUGCCUUGUAUUAUAGUUAUUGUGCACUUGUCCUAUGACUUCUUAGAUUGUAAGUUCGCCAAGGGCAGGGACCGUGUUUUACUCAUCUGUGUCCAUCACAGCACCAGGGGUGGUGCGUAGCACACAGCAGUUGCUCAAUAAA
Phacochoerus africanus (Common warthog) is the source of this 5412-nucleotide messenger RNA. RefSeq names its product ST8 alpha-N-acetyl-neuraminide alpha-2,8-sialyltransferase 2 (gene ST8SIA2). Gene Ontology annotation, molecular function: alpha-N-acetylneuraminate alpha-2,8-sialyltransferase activity. Gene Ontology annotation, biological process: oligosaccharide metabolic process; N-glycan processing. The record is from RefSeq and is a predicted model, not a curated record. NCBI's taxonomy places the organism in Eukaryota, Metazoa, Chordata, Mammalia, Artiodactyla, Suidae. The transcript has 6 exons. Bases 150 to 1277 code for a protein of 375 amino acids.